Messenger RNA from Acanthochromis polyacanthus (spiny chromis), 2811 nucleotides. RefSeq names its product zinc finger protein 883-like. Gene Ontology annotation, molecular function: RNA polymerase II cis-regulatory region sequence-specific DNA binding; DNA-binding transcription factor activity, RNA polymerase II-specific. Lineage: Eukaryota; Metazoa; Chordata; Actinopteri; Pomacentridae. The transcript is spliced from 3 exons. Gene Ontology annotation, cellular component: nucleus. Gene Ontology annotation, biological process: central nervous system development; regulation of transcription by RNA polymerase II. Bases 134 to 2017 code for a protein of 627 amino acids. The record is from RefSeq and is a predicted model, not a curated record.
ACGUCAAACCGUUGCUAAUGCUAACGUUAGCUUAGUGAGACCGCUGCAAACAUUAGCUUCAAUGAUGUGUGGAUGUUUUUAUUGACGGUUCUUUGUCUUAUCUCACAUUAAUAUUUUUUCACUUUGAAUUAAGAUGAGUUCAGUCCAGAAUCUGAGGGAGUUGAUCAACGAGCGACUAACUGCUGCUGCUGAAGAAAUAUUCACGGAGUUUGAGAAAACCAUCGUCCAGUACGAGGAGGAGAUCGAUCGUCAGCGCAGACUGCUGGAUAACAUCUGGAAACCAGAGAUAAAGUUACAUACAACAGACAUUCUACAGCAACAUGUCCAGGAGGAGAAUGUUCUUGCUGAGGAGAAUCCCUGCAACCAGGAGAUGCAAGAGGCUGAUAUAGUGGUUCAGUGCAAAUCCAAAUGUGAAGGAAUACCCAGACAAAUAUUGAGAGUUAACGAUAAAACAUUUGGCCAGUUCGAUGAAGAGAUUAUUUAUCAACACAGGCUGAAGGAUAUCAUCUGGAAACCACAGCUAGCAUUACAUGGAAUAGAUCUCCCACAGCAACAUGUGUGUAAAGAGAGGAUUGGUCUCGCUAAUCAGCUUUGUAACCAGGAGACAAACUUUUAUCUGGAUCAGGAAGACCCAGAGCCACCACAGAUUAAAGAGGAACAGGAAGAUCUCUGUACCAGCCUGGACCACACAGACUCACAGCCUCCACAGAUUAAAGAGGAACAAAAGGAACUCUGCACUAGUCUGGACCACAACGACCCAGACCCUCCACAGACUAAAGAUGAACAGGAGGAACUCGGCAUCAGUCAGCAGGGAGAGCAGAUUGUACUAACGGACACAACUGAUACCUUGUUAUUGACUCCUACCGAUGAAGACAGUGACAACAGUGAAGUAGACCCAAUCAGCGACGAGCUCCUCUCUUAUAAUUCGCCAGUAGCGGAGAGCCCAUAUCAGGAUGGAAGUAAGCAUGUCGACUCAGGGUCAACUAGAAAUGCAGCUCUGAAGCCAAAGAAGAGUCAGUAUAGAAAGAGCAGUCAGAGUAACAAUGUAGACAACUCAGUCCAUAUGGGACUACACAAAGGUGACAAACUGCAUUCUUGUGAAAUAUGUGGGAAACGGUUCUGCCGAAGUAAUCAUCUGAUUGUCCACAUGAGAACUCACACAGGUGAGAAGCCGUAUUCUUGUAAAACAUGCGAGAAAAGUUUCAGUCAACGUGGUAGUCUGACUGUCCACAUGAGAACUCACACAGGUGAGAAACCUUAUUCCUGUGAAAGAUGUGGGGAAAGUUUCCCUUACUAUCAGGGUUUGUCUACCCACAUGAGAACUCACACAGGUGAGAAGCCUUAUUGCUGUGAAAAAUGUGGGAAAAGUUUCCCUUAUUAUCAGUGUUUGUGGUCCCACAUGAGAACUCACACAGGUCAGAAGCUGUUCUCUUGUGAAAGAUGUGGGAAAAGUUUCAACCAAAGUGGUACUCUGACUAUCCACAUGAGAACUCACCCAGGUGAGAAGUUGAUUUCUUGCAAAAUAUGUGGAAAAGGUUUCAGUAGAAGUAGUAGCCUGACUGUCCAUAUGAGAACUCACACAGGUGAGAAGCCUUAUAUUUGUGAGACAUGUGGCAAAAGUUUCAAUAAAAGAGGUAUUCUGACUGUGCACAUGAGAACUCACACAGGUGAGAAGCCAUAUUUUUGUGAGAUAUGUGGAAAAACUUUCAGUCAAAGUAGCAUUCUGACUGCCCACGUGAGAACUCACACAGGUGAGAAGCCAUACUUUUGUGAGAUAUGUGGAAAAACUUUCCGUAAAAGUAGUGAUCUGACUGUCCACAUGAGAUCUCACACAGGUGAGAAGCCAUAUUUUUGUGAGAUAUGUGGAAAAACUUUCAGUAAAAGUAGUGAUUUGACUGUCCACAUGAGAAUUCACACAGGUGAGAAGCCUUACCCCUGCAACACAUGUGGGGAGAGAUUUAAAAAAGCAUCAAUACUGAAAAGUCACAUGAAAACUCACACAGGUGAGACUCUGUAGUCAUGGAACAACGGUGGGAACAAAGCUUGAAAAAGCAUGCAUUCAUUCACGUCUUUCAGGGUAAUAAUAGGUCUUGCAGAUUUAAAGAUGCCAGAUUGAGACAUUGAUCAAGCUGUCCUAUGGAUACAUAGCGACUAUUACAGAAACACAUUGCAUAUUCAAAAGAAAGACAGCUGGAGACAUUUCUGAUGAAUACUUAAUAUGUAUUUUAAUGUUGGUUAUCAUUUAUUCUAUAGUUGUGUAUAAAUAUAAGAUGUUGGUCUGAUUUAAUGUAGUGAAUAUGAGUUUACACAUGAAUGAAGUAUUUAGUAAUUCUCACGUUGAGUUCAUGUAAGUAAAUUAGCAGAAGUCCAGUUCAUCUUCAGUCUGUGUUUCUGUGGUGGUUUUAAGAAAUUAAACUAGUUUCUGUAUUUGAGUGGCAUCUGAAAGUAACAGACCUGACUAGUUUCAUGUGAGAUAAAGCUUCAGCUUUCUGUAAGACAGUUAAUUUAAAAAUUCAACCCGGAGAGAUUUCAGUUUCCUUCAGAGAAGUUUGUUCAGAUCAGAUGAUUUUGUCGUAACACACUUGAAGUUUUGCUUUGUGAGUGCUGUAAUAAGAUGAAUUGUAAUUUCAGUCAGGUUGGCUGAUACAAUGUUGAUGAUACAUGGCUUUGGUAUCACUGUUGAUGUGACACAUUUUCACUCCAAACCUAAAACUACUUCUUUCACUUGUUUUUUGUAUUCUGUUGCCACUGACACAUUUUCCUGUCUGUUGUAAUGUGAACCAAUAAAUGUUUAAAUUGUUUGAGACAAAA